AUACUAUAUUCUUUGUACUGUGGUGGUAAUAAAUAGAGAAUUGUCAGCUGUAAUUCGGCCUCUAUUCUGCGCUCUUCUAUUCCGGGACGUAGAGCCCUCUAGUAGCGUCACAAUUUACGAUUUAACUGCUUGACACCAAUGACGGAUGAUAAAACUAAAAAUUAGAGACAAAUCUGAAAAUCAGUUUUUUUGUUCGAUGUGUGAAUUGAUUAUUAAUUGAAUCAGGUGUACGUGACUUUUCGUUUGUACAAAGGUGUCAUUCGAUCUAGUGAAAUCCAAUAUAAUCUGGAAGAGACACCGUAAAAAACGAUCAAUUUGUGUUUCAAAACUUGAUUGUAUUGUGAAAAUGGUGCGGUGGCUUUAACCUAUAGACUCCAUGAUAAAACUACGAGGUGCCGCCGAAAUCUGAGACAAAAUGCCUUCUUCUCAGACUUGGAUAUGUAUAUUAUUCAUGAUCAUUCUAUCGGCAGUUGGGAGUGAACUGGAUUAUGAUGGAUGGCUUCGACUUAGAUUAUGGCAUGCUAUGAACAAAGAUCCAAUGCCAAAUUUCAUUGAAAGAGGUAACAUAACCGUAACCAGCGUUCGUAGCAGUGCUUCUGCUGUAGCGCAAAUGGGUCUUCAGCCAAAUGACAUUAAGGCCCUACAGAAAUUAGCAAAGGAUGAUAAAGAAUACCGGUUGAAAGCUUCAGUACGAGGUUCAUCAGGUCUAGAAACAACAUUUCUGACCUCAGUUCCAGCGUGUCUCCUAUUAGGCGCUGAACUUGAAGACUUUUUAACUAUCUGGCUCGAUGGAGCGGCAGAACCAGUGGCUGUGAGCCUGUCUUCAUAUGGUCCUUGCUCUCGGGAAGCUCCACCCACCCACAUGUGGACUACAGGGAUUCAAGUGAGGUAUCCAGAGGCUGGACCAGUCCCAGAUACAGCAACGUUUAUUCAGAAACUAGAGCGAGAAAAGGAAGCCAGGGAGAGAGGAGACACAAAAGACAAUCGUUCUUUUUUGGCGAAAUACUGGAUGUACAUAGUACCUGCAGUUAUAUUCGUCCUACUAUCUUCAGCGACAAACCCCGAGGCUGGUGGCGGUGGUGGUGGAGGAGGUGGUGCUCAGAGAUAACUAGCGCCUCUCACAUCCGAUUGUACAAGAUAUUGAAUAUAUAUAGCUAUUUAUUCCUUCUACGUAUCAUCGUGUUAUUAUGUUUACGAUUUUCGUCUCAAAUUUGCCUGCACGUCACGACGCCCAGGUCGAAGUACAUGCCGAUUCAAUAAACGAAUAAUUAAUACAACA
Athalia rosae (coleseed sawfly) is the source of this 1279-nucleotide messenger RNA. It is a transcript of the gene EMC10, whose product is annotated as ER membrane protein complex subunit 10. The transcript has 4 exons. Gene Ontology annotation, cellular component: EMC complex. The record is from RefSeq and is a predicted model, not a curated record. Bases 416 to 1108 code for a protein of 230 amino acids. Lineage: Eukaryota; Metazoa; Arthropoda; Insecta; Hymenoptera; Athaliidae.